AUGGUGGCCAGCUUGACGCUACCAGCGCUAAGCAGUGAGGAAACGGAGACUACGAUGCUUGUGGUUUUCGUCAGCCGGGGACACGCCGAAAACACAAAACACGGUCAAGCUUUGGUUUUAUGAAACGGGACGUUUUGGCCUCGAAUAGACGGAGAGAAAAACCGUGAAACCGUGUGAUAUCGGUGUGGGUUUCGGUGUUAGCUUCUUGCCGGGGGCUGCUGUGGCGCUGGGCUCGGACAGGGCGGGGUGAUGUUUAGGUUCCGGUAUAAAGGCAGCCAAAAAAUGGGAACCAGGUGGGACGAGGCGCCGGCUGCCGACGCUGUUUUUCUCUGCCGGAGAAAAUGAAAAGUUCAGCGGCCCGUUGUUUUAGGGCGGUGGUGUAGACCGUCUGGGGAGGCCGUCGGCGGGGGAAGAAGCGUGUCUAUGCGGCGCCCCUCCGCCCCCUGUCCGUCAAUACGAUGAGGACGCUAUUUGCAUUCUGUUGUUUCUUCAUUAUUACCGGCGGAGCGGACCGGGCGACGACGACCAGGAUCCCGUUUACCGACAGCAGCAACAACACCAACCUGACGGCCGACAGCAGCAGAAAGUAUAUCAGAAUCGGGGACGGCUCUUCGCAGGAAUUCGAGUUCCCGGAAAACACCAAAGGCGUGAUUGUAAUCUCCAGCCAGUACCGGAGCGCCGUGACCAGCAGGAAGGGCCGCCAGAGCUGGAAGCAGACGGUGCGGGUCCGCUCCCUGGACCCGGAGGUGCUGUCCAUCCUCAACGUUACCGACAGCGGCCACGCAGGGCCGGUGAAGAGUUACAUUAUUAGCAUCCGCUCUGGUUUACCGGGCCGCGCACAGCUGCAGAUCCAGCUCCUGGACCUGGACCAGGACUCGGUGCCGGUUCUGAUAGAGGAGAGGACAGAUUACUCCAUCAGAGUGGCGCCCGGAAGUGACGACCCGGCCGCCCGGCUCAUCCAGUCGGGCGGCCUGUCCCACUUCUCGGAGAACCCGGUGCUGUUCGGCUUGCUGCCCCUCAUCUUCAUCAACAAGUGUGCCUUCGGGUGUAAGGUGGAGGUGGAGGUGCUGCGGGGACUGCUGAAGAGGCCGCUGCCGCUGCUCCUGGGGGUGCUGGGCCAGUUCCUGGUGAUGCCCCUGUACGCCUACUGCGUGUCACGGCUGGCCUCGCUGCCCAAGCCGCUGUCGCUGGGCCUGGUCAUCACCUGCUCGGCCCCGGGGGGCGGCGGCGGCUACCUCUACAGCCUGCUCCUGGGCGGCGACGUCACCCUGGCCAUCUCCAUGACGCUGGUGUCCACGGUGGUGGCCGCGGCCGCCAUGCCGCUGUCCUCGGCGCUGUACGGCCGCCUGCUGGGCGUCCACGCCGCCCUGCACGUGCCCUUCAUCAAGAUCCUGGGCACUCUCCUGUUCAUCGCCAUCCCCAUCUCCCUGGGCAUGCUGGUCAAGCUGCGCAUGCCCGCCCUCACGCGCGUCCUGCUCGCCCUCAUCCGGCCCUUCAGCUUCGUGCUCAUCGUGGGCGGCAUCUUCAUGGCGUACCAGAUGGGUGCGUCCAUCCUGGCCGACGUCAGGCCGCAGAUCGUGGCGGUCGGGGUGACGGUGCCCGUACUGGGGCUGCUGGUCGGGGCCGGCCUGGCCAAGCUGGCGGGCCUGGCGCUGCCGCAGAGGAAGACGGUCAGCAUCGAGGUGGGCGUCCAGAACAGCCUGCUGGCGCUCGCCGUCAUGCAGCUGUCCUUCCGCCGCGCCGAGGCCGACUUCGCGUCGCAGGCUCCGUUCAUCGUGGCGCUCAGCAGCACGUCGGAGAUGCUGCUCAUCGUGUUGGGACAUUUUGCACACCGGAGGAUGUGCGGGCCCGCCGCCCCCAGGACUGACACCUGAUUGUAUCCGGAGUUUUUGUUUUGAACUGAUCCACAAGAAACUCUCCCAAACCUGUUGGGAUAACAGAUCACACAGCGAGUGAAGAGACUCCCAACAAUCAACAAUCCAGCCACCACUGUUGUUGUUCACAGGACAGUGAAAUGACUUUUUUGGGGUUCUUUUGUUGUUUUUGUUUUAUUUUAUUUUUCACAAAAACCAAAGGCCUUUUACCCCUCUAUAACCCUUUUUGUUUCUUUUACAGUUUGUCCUUUUUCAAAUUAGAUUGUACUGUGAAGUACUCCAUGUAAAUAUGCCUAAAAAGAGAAAUACCUAUAAAUGAAAAAGAUAUUUUUCUACCAGAUUUCUUUUUUGUAAUCAAAUUGAACAAGAUUGAUUUUUAUCAUGUUUACAAGAGGUCAAUGUGUCUUAGGGAGGAUUUUUGGGGUAAACGGGAGUGGUUUCUUGAAUCAAAAAGGAAUAUGAUGAUGUUUUGAAAGUAAUUGCUACUGAUUGUUUUUCCUGGAUCUAAGAAUCCAUGUACUUGAAUAUUCAAGAGGAGAACUGAAAAAAAAAACUAAAAAAAACUAAAAUAAAAAGGCAUCUGCAAAAGCAA
This is a messenger RNA of Myripristis murdjan (pinecone soldierfish), 2466 nucleotides long. It is a transcript of the gene slc10a3, whose product is annotated as solute carrier family 10 member 3. NCBI's taxonomy places the organism in Eukaryota, Metazoa, Chordata, Actinopteri, Holocentriformes, Holocentridae. The transcript has a single exon. Gene Ontology annotation, molecular function: bile acid:sodium symporter activity. The record is from RefSeq and is a predicted model, not a curated record. Gene Ontology annotation, cellular component: membrane. Bases 459 to 1874 code for a protein of 471 amino acids. Gene Ontology annotation, biological process: bile acid and bile salt transport.